This is a messenger RNA of Staurois parvus, 320 nucleotides long. NCBI's taxonomy places the organism in Eukaryota, Metazoa, Chordata, Amphibia, Anura, Ranidae. The record is from the annotation of a GenBank genome assembly.
AUGAUUUUGCAUAUCCGAGGAGGACUGUUUUAUUUACUAACAGUUAUCCUCCGUCAUCUCGGGCACACUGCUUUGGAUGGCUGUGCUGUUCCAAAGCAGUGGGCUUACAGUGAAGCACCAACACACCUCCCCCUAGUAAAACACUCGCAGCACAGUUAACCCUUUGAUCGCCCCUCAUGUUAACCCCUUCCUGCCCAGUGCCAUUAGUAGUGUCAGUGCUUUUUAUUAGCACUGAUCACUGUAUUGGUGUCACUGGGGAUGUCAGUGACACCAAGUCAGUUCCCCCGAGUGUCAGAAUGUCCGCUGCAGUCCCGCUGUAA